This is a messenger RNA of Penicillium expansum, 2691 nucleotides long. It is a transcript of the gene argEF, whose product is annotated as bifunctional acetylglutamate kinase/N-acetyl-gamma-glutamyl-phosphate reductase. Gene Ontology annotation, cellular component: mitochondrion; cytoplasm; mitochondrial matrix. Lineage: Eukaryota; Fungi; Ascomycota; Eurotiomycetes; Eurotiales; Aspergillaceae. The transcript is spliced from 3 exons. The record is from RefSeq and is a predicted model, not a curated record. Gene Ontology annotation, biological process: L-arginine biosynthetic process. The coding region runs from base 1 to 2691 and encodes 896 amino acids. Gene Ontology annotation, molecular function: L-glutamate N-acetyltransferase activity, acting on acetyl-CoA as donor; NADP+ binding; arginine binding.
AUGUGCGUUGCCAAGAUGAUGUCCCUUCGCUCCGCUGUGCGGAGAGCUUCGUGCAAGCCCCUCCGUUCUCUCUCCGCACCGACUGCUCCUCUGCGAGUCUCAGCUGCAAAGACUGCCACUUCUCUGCGCCAGACUCGCCACUACUCCCGCUCGACGGAUCCUCACCUGACCUCCACCCGCAGCACCGUUGUGCAACUGUUGAGCAAUAUUGGCUCGAAGCGCGAGGUCCAGCAGUACCUGUCACACUUCACCUCCGUGUCCUCUCAGCAAUUCGCCGUGAUCAAGGUUGGUGGCGCUAUUAUUACUGAGCACCUGCAGACCCUGUCAUCCGCGCUCGCAUUCCUGAACCAUGUCGGUCUGUACCCGAUCGUUGUCCACGGUGCCGGCCCCCAGCUUAACCGCAUGCUGGAGGCCGCCGGCGUUGAGCCUCAGUUCGAGGAUGGAAUCCGAGUGACUGAUGGUAAGACCUUGGCCCUCGCCCGCAAGCUCUUCCUGGAGGAGAACAUGAAGCUGGUCGAGGAGCUUGAGCGCAUCGGUAUCCGUGCCCGUCCCAUUACCGCAGGCGUCUUUUCGGCCGAUUACCUCGAUAAGCCCAAGUACAACCUGGUCGGUAAGAUCAAUGGUGUUGACAAGGCACCCAUUGAGUCGGCUAUUGCCGCUGGAUGCCUGCCCAUCCUGACCUCCAUGGCUGAGACCCCCGACGGUCAGGUGCUCAAUGUCAAUGCUGAUGUGGCUGCCGGUGAGCUUGCCCGCGCCUUGCAGCCCCUGAAGAUCGUCUAUCUUGCUGAGAAGGGCGGUUUGUUCAACGGUGACACGGGCGAGAAGAUCUCCGCCAUCAACCUCGACGAGGAGUACGACCACCUGAUGACUCAGUGGUGGGUGCGCCACGGCACUCGCCUGAAGAUCAAGGAGAUGAAGGAUCUCCUCAGCGAUCUGCCUCGCUCGUCUAGCGUCGCAAUCAUUCACCCUGCCGAUCUCCAGAAGGAACUUUUCACUGAUUCCGGUGCUGGUACCCUGAUCCGCCGUGGUAACAAGAUCCACGUGAAGACCUCUCUAUCCGAGUUUGGAGACCUCAAGGCUCUGAAGGAGGUGUUGAUCCGUGACCGCGAGGGUCUUGAUGCUCGUGCUGUUGUUGACCGCUACGUCGAGGGCAUGAAGGAGAAGGACUUCAAGAUCUACUACGACGAGCCUAUGGAAGCUCUGGCCGUUGUGCUGCCUCCUCAACCCAACUCCCAGAUGGCUCACUUGGCCACUUUCACCAUCACCAAGUCUGGUUGGUUGACUAACGUUGCCGACAACGUCUUCGCCAGCAUCAAGAAGGACUUCCCCAAGCUGGCAUGGACUGUCAAAGAGGACGAUGAGAACCUGACCUGGUUCUUCGACAAGGCCGAUGGUAGCUUGAGCCGUGAUGGCCAGGUCCUGUUCUGGUACGGCGCCGAGAACGGCGAGGAAGUUAAGCAGUUGGUUCAGGAGUUCAACGCACACGGUCGCCAGAUGUUUGGUGACAUUAACCUUGAGGCGCGCCUUCACCGUGCUGCUGAGGCUGCCGCCAACAUUGGCAAGGGUUUCGGCGCUAGCGGUGCUUCUGCUGAGCAGAAGCGUGGGUUCUCAACUGCCACUAACGCUCUGCGCAUGACCCGUGCCAAGCGUCCCACCGUUGCCGUGAACUCUUUCCGCACCUAUGCCACUACCAACCCCAACCCUCCUCUUGGAGAGAAGAACAUCUCCAACACCCAGCCCGCCAAAGUUGCUCUCAUUGGUGCCCGUGGCUACACCGGCCAGGCCCUGAUCAACCUGCUCAAUGCGCACCCUAACAUGGAUCUUCGUCACGUCUCGUCGCGUGAGCUGGCCGGUAAGAAGCUCCAAGGCUACGAGAAGCGCGAGAUCAUCUACGAGAAUCUCAGCCCUGAGGAUGUCCGCAAGAUGUCUGCCAACGGUGACAUCGACUGCUGGGUGAUGGCUCUGCCCAAUGGUAUUUGCAAGCCUUUUGUCGAUGCAGUCGACGAAGGUUCCAAGACGGGUAACGUCAUCAUUGACCUGAGCGCUGAUUACCGCUUCGACCCUAAGUGGACGUACGGUCUUCCCGAGCUCGUCGAGCGGUCUAAGAUUGCCCAGGCUACUCGCAUUGCCAACCCCGGAUGCUACGCCACUGCUGCUCAGCUUGGAAUUGCUCCUCUUGUUCCGUUCCUCGGCGGUCAGCCCACCACCUUCGGUGUCUCUGGAUACUCCGGCGCGGGUACCAAGCCCAGCCCCAAGAACGACGUGCAGUUCCUUACCAACAACCUCAUCCCCUACAGUCUGACUGACCACAUCCACGAGCGUGAGAUCAGCGCACAGCUGGGUACUAGCAUUGCGUUCAUUCCUCACGUCGCGGUUUGGUUCCAGGGUAUCUCUCACUCUAUCAGCAUUCCUUUGAAGCAGAAGAUGACCUCCCGCGAUAUCCGCAACCUCUACCAGGAUCGCUACGCUGGUGAGAAGCUCGUCAAGAUCGUGGGCGAAGCCCCUCUUGUCAAGGACAUUGCCGGCCGCCACGGUGUCGAGAUCGGCGGAUUCGCCGUCCACUCCAGCGGCGAACGCGUGGUUGUCUGCGCCACCAUUGACAACCUGCUGAAGGGUGCCGCCACCCAGUGCUUGCAAAACAUGAACCUGGCUCUUGGCUACUCCGAGUACGAGGGUAUUCCUCUCGACUAA